Molecule: messenger RNA, 3669 nt
Organism: Diplodia corticola
Lineage: Eukaryota; Fungi; Ascomycota; Dothideomycetes; Botryosphaeriales; Botryosphaeriaceae
Product: snf2 family helicase atpase
Exons: 1
Coding region: 1-3669 (1222 amino acids)
Cellular component (GO): cytoplasm
Molecular function (GO): ATP binding; ATP-dependent chromatin remodeler activity
Source: RefSeq, a predicted model, not a curated record
AUGAACAACAGCAGGAAACAUUCGCGUCGCGGGGCAUUUCGGCCUAUCAAUAACCUCUCGUCGCAAACGAACCCUUCCUUCUCUCGCCACAUCGCCGCCACCAGAGCACCGCCUACACAGGUCCACGACAGUCCAGCUUCGCCUGGAGUAUCGGGCCACCUUACUCUCUUUUCCGACAAGGUUGGAAAGACAGAUCCGUCACAGGGCGGACUGCAAGAACGUUGGGCGCCCGAGAGCCCAGGCAGCGGUCUGGUCCUCGGAGACGAUAGCUCCCUGUUUGACGAGCGCGAGUUAGGCGCCGAGCCCAGCCCGCAUCAACCAAUCGAUUCGAUUGCGCCAUCUUGCUCCGGAUCCCACUCGAGGAAUAUUCGAAAACCCGACCGCACCGAUCCCGUCAUCCACACUUCACGGCCUACGUCACAAGCUACAAUGGUCAACGAGAGGGAGCCACCCAGGGCACCUGGCCAGCAACAACCGGCGCGCCCGGUGUUCGGCGUUCCCAACGAGGGACCCAAGUUCGGCGAGGCCAGUCCUCUGCGAAACCCGCUGAAGCGGGACAAGUACUCCAACCUCUUUGUCCAGCACAAGCCGGGGGGUUCGCGUCCUGAGUUUCACAAGACCAAUACUAGGGGGUUCCUUCCUGGCCAACAGCAGGACCAGGAUGUCGUCGAGAUCCCUAAGCCGCCGGCUCCGAAGCCGCAGACCGUUGCUCCCACGGCUCGGCCCAUCUACUCCUCCGCUCGCCCAGUGGGAGGUUUCCAGCCGAUCAACGGCAUGCCCGAGCACCUCAACUUAUCGGGAGAGAAGAAGAAAUCUGCAAUCGACCUCACCGGCAGCGACGACGACGAGUUUGACCCCGACGCUGCUAUCCGUGAUGAUCGCUUCGGCGCUGCAGACCCCUUCGCCUAUGUCGAUGCGAACCAAGCAAGCGAAAACAUAAAGAACCUGUUGGAGGGCGCUUUCGACGAUGAAGAGGACAAACCCAAGACCAGGCUACGCAAGAGGAGUCAGGCGAAGAAAAGCGCGGAUGAGAAGGCCGCCAGCUUGGCCGACAAGUUGAAGGCGCUGGAGGUGCAGGCCGCGGAGAAGGAGAAAGAAGCGGAGCCAGAAGACGACGAGGAAGAAGAUGAUGGCAGCGUGGAUGGUUUGGCCGUCAAGCUCCUCCCUCAUCAAGUCGACGGUGUUUCGUGGAUGAUGGACAAGGAAGUUGGCCAGCGCAAGAAAAACGGAGUCCUGCCCAAGGGUGGUAUUCUGGCUGAUGACAUGGGUCUUGGUAAGACAAUCCAGGCUCUCGCUCUCAUUCUUACCAACCCCCGCCCGGACCCCGAGGAACCCUCCGAAGAGAAGCCCAAAGACAAGAAGAAAAAAAUCGCAUCGACUGUCUGCAAGAGCACAUUGGUUGUCGCACCCCUCGCGCUUAUCAAGCAAUGGGAGAGCGAGGUCAAGACGAAGGUUCUGCCUUCUCACAAGCUCAAGGUUCUCGUGCAUCACGGCCCUUCGCGCACCAAGCGGGCCGAUGAACUGAAGAAGUAUGACAUCGUCGUCACCACCUACCAGAUCCUUGCUUCGGAACAUGCGGCUAGCUCAGAUGGCCCUGACGGCCCGAAGAUUGGAUGUUACGGUGUACAUUGGUACCGCGUCAUGCUUGACGAGGCCCACAGCAUCAAGAACCGAAACGCAAAGAUGACCCAAGCUUCCUAUGCUCUUAGGUCGCACUAUCGCUGGUGCUUGACCGGCACUCCCAUGCAAAACAACCUCGACGAGCUACAAAGCUUGAUCAGGUUCCUCCGGAUCAAGCCGUACGAUGAGCUCAGCCGUUGGAAAAAUGACAUCGCUGGCCCAAUGAAGAACGGCCGUGGAAACCUUGCCAUGCGGAGACUCCAAGUCUUCUUGAAGGCCUUCAUGAAGCGUAGGACCAAGGAUGUACUUAAGCAGGCGGGUGCACUCAACCCCGGUGGAAAGCCCACCGCGGAGGGUCAGAAGAGCGAAGGUUUCAGGAUCGUGGGUCGUAAGGUUGAGACUGUCGUUGCCGAAUUCAGUCCAGAUGAACGCAAGUUUUACGACCGCCUGGCAGACCGAGCACAAAGUCGUCUUAACGAGAUGAUGGGGGGAGAGAAGGCCGAUUACAUUGGCGCCUUGGUUCUGCUUUUGCGUCUGAGGCAGGCCUGUAACCAUCCGGAGCUGGUCGGCGGUCAGGUCGGCAAGGACAAGGAUGCCAUCAACGGCGCUGGCGCUGGUAUCCCCAAGGAGAUGCAGACUCCGAGGAAGCCCCGGGCAGAAGAGGCCAAGGAGCUGGACGACCUUGCGGACUUGUUCGGCGGCAUCAGCGUGGCGACGAAGCAUUGCGAUGUUUGCCAGAUUGAGCUCUCAAAGGCCGAGGCUUCCGCCGGUGCUGUGAGAUGCGCAGACUGCGACGCCGAUCUUGCAGCUCAGAAAUCGAGACACAAGAAGAAGAAGCACGUGUCGAAGACGAAGGCGAAGAAGGAGGUUGUCGAGGAUGAGGAUGAGGAUGAGGAUGAGGAUGACGAUGACGAUGACGAUGACGAUGACGAGGACGAGGACGAAGACGAAUCUCCUGUGAAGCCAACUAAGCUCAUGCGGAAGAAGAGGGUCGUUCUCGACAGCGAUGACGAAGAUGAGGAAGGCGAGUGGCUCGUUCCAGAAGAUCAACGCGAGAGUGAAGAUCUGGGGAAAGCUGGUGGCACCGAUGAUGAGAAUGCGGAAGGCGGCGGCGACUCACUGGGAUCUGAAGAUUCGGAGACCGAAGACGACGAGCCCGACACGCCUUCAAAAAAGCCAAAGAAGAAGGUCAUCAACCUCGUUUCGUCAGAAGGCGAACAGCAAACGGAGGAUUCCGCCUUGGAGUCCGAGGAAGAAGACGAGGAUGAAGAUUCCGAAGUGGAGAGCGACGAAGCUUCGUCCGACGACGAGGGCCCAGUCCCCUCCACCAAGAUCCUCCGGCUGCUGGACAUCCUCGACAAGGAAACCCCGGACCACAAGGUCAUCGUCUUCAGCCAGUUCACGUCGAUGCUGGACCUCAUCGAGCCCUUCCUCCGCAGCGCCGGCCACCGCUUCACGCGCUACGACGGCAGCAUGCGCAACGACCUGCGCGAAGCCUCGCUCAACAAGCUGCGCAACGACCGCGCCACGCGCGUCCUCCUCUGCAGCCUCAAGUGCGGCUCGCUCGGGCUCAACCUCACCGCCGCCUCGCGCGUCGUCAUCCUCGAGCCCUUCUGGAACCCCUUCGUCGAGGAGCAGGCCAUCGACCGCGUCCACCGCCUCAACCAGACCGUCGACGUCGUCGUCUACAAGCUCACCGUCCGCAAGACCGUCGAGGAGCGCAUCCUCGACCUGCAGGAGGCCAAGCGCAAGCUCGCCAACGCCGCCAUCGAGGGCGGCAAGGCCAUCAACAAGCUCAGCAUGCGCGACAUCAUGAACCUCUUCAGGCGCGACGCCGAGCACGAGCAUCCCGUCGAUACGCACGACAUGGAGUUCAGCGGUACCGGCGCGUUCAAGGGCGUGCUGGGUCGCGCGAUCGACGUGCAGGAGGAGGCGGCGGGCGAUCUGAACGUUAGGGAUUGGAGCGCGGCGAGGCAGGGCGGUUAUGAGAGGAAGAAGGGGAGUGGCAGCAGUGGGCGCGCUGAGCAUGCUGUUUAUGGCAGGAGGUAA